Molecule: messenger RNA, 3239 nt
Organism: Ipomoea triloba (trilobed morning glory)
Lineage: Eukaryota; Viridiplantae; Streptophyta; Magnoliopsida; Solanales; Convolvulaceae
Product: alanine--tRNA ligase-like
Exons: 23
Coding region: 185-3055 (956 amino acids)
Biological process (GO): tRNA modification; alanyl-tRNA aminoacylation
Cellular component (GO): cytoplasm; mitochondrion; chloroplast
Molecular function (GO): ATP binding; amino acid binding; alanine-tRNA ligase activity
Source: RefSeq, a predicted model, not a curated record
UAGGGUUUAUACCAAAGCAGGCAAUAGUUACAUCCGUUGUGCUCUGUUUUUCCCGGCAAAUUGGCGCAAACCACCUCCUCAUUCUUCCUCUCACUACGCCGCGGCGGCGGCGGAGGAAGCUCCGGCAGUAGGUAGUAUUUUCCGGCGACGUUUCUCAGUGUCUGCGUUGACUCCAGUUCCAACGAUGAGCUCUCAGCCGACGGCGGCGGGGUUGGAGUGGCCGGCCAGAAAGGUCCGGGAUACUUUCCUCCAGUUCUUCAAAAGCAAGGAUCACAAAUGUGUCCAAUCCAGCCCUGUUGUUCCUCACAAUGAUCCGACGCUCCUCUUUGCCAAUGCAGGCAUGAAUCAGUUCAAGCCUAUCUUUCUAGGAACCGUGGAUCCUAACACUGAAUUGGGGAAAAUGAAGCGCGCAUGUGAUACGCAGAAGUGCAUCAGAGCUGGUGGGAAACAUAAUGAUCUUGAUGAUGUUGGCAAGGACACUUAUCACCAUACCUUCUUUGAGAUGCUUGGUAAUUGGUCUUUCGGAGAUUAUUUCAAAACAGAGGCCAUUCAAUGGGCUUGGGAACUUCUCACAAAGGUAUAUAAGCUGCCUGCUGAUCGGAUUUAUGCUACUUAUUUUGGGGGUGAUGAGAAGUCUGGUCUUCCAGCUGACACUGAGGCUAAAGAACUCUGGCUCAAGCUUCUUCCCCCUGAACGUGUUUUGCCUUUUGGUUGCAAAGACAACUUCUGGGAGAUGGGAGAUACUGGACCUUGUGGACCUUGCACAGAGAUUCACUUUGAUAGAAUUGGAAACCGUGAUGCUGCAUCAUUCGUUAAUAAUGAUGACCCUACUUUGAUUGAAAUAUGGAAUCUUGUAUUCAUUCAGUUUAACAGGGAAGCUGAUGGCUCUUUGAAACCUCUUCCUGCUAAACAUGUUGACACUGGAAUGGGUUUUGAAAGACUAACUUCUAUACUCCAGAACAAGAUGAGCAAUUAUGACACAGAUGUUUUCCUCCCCAUAUUUGAUGCCAUACAAAAGACAACUGGGGCUCGACCAUACUCUGGCAAAGUUGGGUCUGACGAUGCUGACAAAAUUGACAUGGCUUAUAGAGUUGUAGCUGAUCACAUCCGAACUCUUUCUUUUGCUAUUGCUGAUGGUUCUUGUCCAGGUAAUGAGGGUCGGGAAUAUGUCCUAAGGCGCAUCCUUCGACGUGCAGUGCGAUAUGGUACGGAGGUUCUUAAAGCUGAACAAGGUUUCUUCAACAGACUGGUAACAGUGGUAGUGGAUGUGAUGGGUGAUGUCUUUCCAGAGCUGAAGCAACAUGAAGCACACAUAAGGGAUACAAUUGCUGCCGAAGAAGCCAGCUUUGGCAAGACUUUGCUUCAUGGAAUUGAGAAAUUUAAGAAAGCUGCUCAAGAUGUUCAGGGGAAGCUAUUUAGUGGCCAGGAUGCAUUUGUCUUGUGGGACACUUAUGGCUUCCCCUUAGAUCUGACCCAGUUAAUGGCAGAAGAAAGAGGUUUUACGGUUGAUAUUGAAGGUUUUAAUGUUGCAAUGGAUGCUGCUCGGGAGAGAUCAAGAAGUGCUCAGAAUAAGAAUACUAGUGGUGAUAUUGUUAUGGAUGCUGAUGCGACUGCUGCAUUGCACACGAAAGGGAUUGCAGUUACAGAUGAUAUUUUUAAGUUUACUUGGUUUCAGGAUCAUGACACUGAGAUAAAAGCUAUUUACACAGGAUCUGAGUUCUUGGGAAGUGCAAGUGCUGGUGAUGAAGUUGCAAUUAUUCUUGAAAGCACAAGUUUUUAUGCUGAGCAAGGUGGUCAGAUAUACGAUACUGGAUCUCUUGAAAGCGCUGCUGGAUCAUUUCAAGUACACAAUGUUCAAAUAUAUGGGGGGUUUGUUCUUCAUAUAGGUUCUUUCAAUGGAGAUAAUAGUAAAUUCUGUGUCGGUGAUAAAGUGAUCUGUAAGGUAGAUUAUGACAGGCGUACUCUCAUUGCACCAAACCAUACCUGUACACACAUGUUAAAUUUUGCACUAAGGGAAGUACUCGGUAAUCAUGUUGACCAAAAAGGCUCCAUCGUUCUUCCAGAGAAGUUAAGAUAUGAUUUUUCUCAUGGAAAGCCUGUGAAAGAUGAAGAGCUGAGAAAAAUUGAGUCUAUUGUUAAUGAGCAAAUUAAGGCUGAAUUGGAUGUGUUCUCAAAGGAAGCAACGCUGACUGAUGCAAAGCGAAUCAAAGGUCUUCGUGCUGUUUUUGGGGAAGUUUAUCCUGAUCCUGUUCGGGUUGUUGCGAUUGGUAGGAAGGUAGAAGAUCUCCUUACUAAUCCAGAAAAUGAUGAAUGGUUAUCAAUAUCUGCAGAACUCUGUGGUGGGACGCAUAUUUCAAAUACACGUGAAGCGAAGGCAUUUAGUCUCAUUUCCGAGGAGGGAAUUGCAAAGGGGGUUCGUAGAGUUACUGCUGUUACAACAAUUCGUGCUUUUGAAGCCAUGGAGCUAGCAUCCUCCCUUGAGCAGAAAGUAAAGGAGGCAUCAACUGCUGAAGAAAGUUUGCUAGAAGAGAAAGUGACUUCUCUAAAUGCUUUGGUGGAGAGGGCACAUAUUCCUGCAACCAAGAAAGCUGAUCUCAAGAAAGAACUCUCAAAGCUUCAGACUCAAGUGAUACAAGCGAAAAAGAAGAUUGCAUUAGAGAACUCUCAAAAGGUUCUGAAAGCUGCUUCAGAAAUAUCAGAAGUUGCUAGUUCUCAUGGAAAGACUUACUGUGUCUUGCGUGUCAGUGUUGGUUUGGACACAUCUGCUGUUCGUGAAGCAGUUGUUAAAGUCAUGGAACAGAAGGGAAUGCCCGUUCUGAUAUUUAGCACAGACGAAGCAGCAAACAAGGUUUUAGUCUGUGCGGGUGUGCCUGAAAAAAGUGACAGUUGCCGUCAAUUGAAUGUAAAAGAUUGGCUGAAUGCGGCUUUGAAGCCCUUAGGAGGUAAGGGCGGAGGAGGAAAAGGUGGUCUUGCUCAAGGGCAGGCAACCGGUUUGUCACAUGUAGAUGAUGCAAUGGACGUGGCUACAUCAUUUGCUGCCAUGAAACUGAGUUAACCUCACAAGCGUGUACCACUUCAGUUGAAGACAAUAAUUCAAAAAUAUUGCCAGAGGCAAAGAAAGUAUUAAAAGAUUGAUGCAAUAUAUUUGAUGUGUUGUUAUAGAACAAUUUCCACAAUAUAUAUUCAAAAUGCAAAUGCACUAUAAAGAAGUUGAAAAAAAAAAGAGUAUAAUUGGGGUA